Vanessa atalanta (red admiral) is the source of this 1153-nucleotide messenger RNA. RefSeq lists its product as uncharacterized. The transcript is spliced from 7 exons. The coding region runs from base 112 to 1131 and encodes 339 amino acids. The record is from RefSeq and is a predicted model, not a curated record. NCBI's taxonomy places the organism in Eukaryota, Metazoa, Arthropoda, Insecta, Lepidoptera, Nymphalidae.
ACCAUACAUAUAAUAGAUAAUUGCAGUGGCAUUUACAUUGCGGGACAGUGUGGACCAACGCACGUAUAGCGCUUUAUAUAUUAACAGUGAUUUGAAAUAGUGUUUUUGAAAAUGUUCUGCGAAAUACCAGAAUUUGGGAGAUGCUGUUUCUGCAUGCCCUUGAGGAAAGGGAUAUUAGUGUUUGGCUACUUAAAUCUUCUUUUUUCCGCGUUCAUGGUUGCUGUAUACAGUUAUUCAGUUCACAAUGACGCUGGUAUUUUGCUGGUGUACCACGGCGUGCCUGCAGAGAUGGACGAUAAACUUUGCAUUGCAAUAUUCUGUGUCGAUAUCAUGUUCAACAUCGCGCUGGUGUAUGGAGCCCAUAAGAAAAUAAUGUCGUAUUUGAGAAUAUUCUACUACUAUACAAUCGCCACAAUUGUAGCAGUGGUUUUACUGGAGAUAAUAUCAAUAAUCGAUUCAGGGCGUGUCGAAGCUUUGGAGCUGAUGACGCUAUUUUUCACUGGUUUAUGUAUACAUCUCUACCUCCUGUUCUUGGUGAGGAGUUUACUAAAGAAGAUGGAUAUGUCCGGCCACACGUAUGAGAACCAGCUACACCAAUUCAUCAACGGAGAACCGAAAGUCGAUGUAAACGGUAUAUACCCAAGCACCGUUGUGCCUAUCGAGAGUGUAUUAUUUUCUAUCUUCGUGCUGGCAGUGGAGAUUUACGUCAGCGUAAAACAUGUCUCUGAACACACAAUGGCGCUGUACAAGGGAGUGGCUUUCUACUCGCAAGUCUGGUUUGCGUUCAUCCUCUUCAUAGCUGAGAUACUUUUCAACAUAGUGCUUCUUGUCGGAGCGCAUACGAAAAAGACGCAGCUCCUCCGCGCUUACUACUACUACGGGAUUACAACAACACUGGCAACUCUCGUCACGUUCAUUGUGAUCAGACACAGUGAUCUUUACAGUCACUUCGGUUUUUACAUUUUGGAAGCUUGUUCCGUUCUCACCAGUUUAGGAAUUCAAGUCUAUCUUCUUCUACUGGUGCGGAGUGAGCUGCUUAAGAUACGCCAGACCAGUCGUCUUUGCUAUGUGAACCACGCCUCAGAAAUAAUUAUCGACACUCCAAUACAAACUGGACGAAAUCCGUUUUAAGAUGUACAGAAUUUUCUCUUCC